Messenger RNA from Hyla sarda, 1492 nucleotides. It is a transcript of the gene FIBP, whose product is annotated as FGF1 intracellular binding protein. Gene Ontology annotation, biological process: platelet aggregation. The record is from RefSeq and is a predicted model, not a curated record. Gene Ontology annotation, molecular function: fibroblast growth factor binding. The transcript is spliced from 11 exons. Gene Ontology annotation, cellular component: nucleus. The coding region runs from base 224 to 1294 and encodes 356 amino acids. NCBI's taxonomy places the organism in Eukaryota, Metazoa, Chordata, Amphibia, Anura, Hylidae.
CGCCGACGUGUCGAGGCUUAGAAGGAAGUAGUCCUUGUAGUCCCUUACUGUCCUGUCGUGAUUGUUUGACUGGAUACCUGCCAUAUCGGGUCACUGAGCCGUUCUGUUUACCGAUUGACUUUACAUUCCAAAAUGUCCUUACUGGUAGCUCUAGUGGCUGCGGCCAUUUUGCUGUAGCCCGGUUUAUUUGGGGCCUAUGUAUCAGUAUCACUGAGAUCUCACUAUGGCCAGUGAACUGGAUGUGUUUGUUGGAAACACCACCCUGAUCGAUGAAGAGGUUUAUCAGCUCUGGCUGGAUGGAUAUUCAGUGAACGAUGCUGUCAAUAUUCGCUUGAAGAGUGGGAUUUUAGACCAGACCGGAGCUGGGCCUGAUGUCCUGGAGAGCGAUACUAUGGACCAUUACAGGACAUUUCAGAUGAUUGAAAGGCUUCUUCAUUACCCUCCAAAACUGGUUCAGCAGUUACUUUUCCAGAUCCCACCUUACAAGCAGAGCAUGCUGAUCGAGAGGUACUAUGCUUUUGAUGAAGCUUUUGUUCGGGAGGUUCUUGGAAAGAAACUCUCUAAAGGAACGAAGAAAGAUCUGGAUGACAUAAGUGCAAAGACUGGUGUGACCUUGAAGAGCUGCAGGAGACAGUUUGACAAUUUUAAGAGAGUCUUUAAGGUAGUUGAAGAAAUGAGAGGCGCACUGGUGGAAAACAUUCAGCAGAAUUUCCUUUUGUCUGACAGACUUGCCAGAGAUUACGCUGCGAUAGUGUUCUUUGCGAACAGUCGUUUUGAAACCGGCAAAAGGAAGCUCCAGUACUUGACAUUUGAGGAUUUUGCAACUUGUGCUGAGCAACUAAUCCAGAACUGGACACUGGGAGCAGUGGAUGUGUCAGAAGACAUGGACAUGGAUUUAGACAAAGAAUUUUUACAGGAUCUAAAGGAACUAAAAAUUCUCAUAACAGAUAAAGACCUUCUGGACCAACAUAAGAGCCUUGUCUGUACAUCACUUAGAGGAAAAAUCGCAGUUUUUCACGAAAUGGAAGCAAAUUUUAAGACGCUCUCUAGAGCCUUGGUGAACAUUGGAACAAGCCUUACCCAUAAUAAAGACUUGCGAGAUUUCUUCAUUGAUCUUGUGGAAAAGUUUAUAGAACCUUGUAAAGCUGCUAACUGGUCGUCCUCGGAUGUUCAACUCUUCCUCACUCAGUACACGGCAUCUGCUCGAGCUCUUGAUGCCUUCAAGCAGCAGUCACUUUGGGAGAGAUACAUGGUCACCUUACGAAGUUGUCUACUGAAGAUGUAUCACAGCUGAUUGGCUUCCUGAGUUCUGCGUGGCCGAGCCUGAGGUGGUCUAUAGUCGGCAUCAUCUAGUGACAUGACUUCUUAUGACAGUAGGAGACGUCAAUCAUGACUGUGUGUCCCAUAUGUUUGUAAUAUCUUGUGUGUGUAUAUAUGUACAUAUGGAAUGUAUAAAGAUAUUGCCUUUUUAAUAAAGCUCCUUUCAAUCUUA